UUCCGCGGAAGGGAAGAGUCCCGCAGUCGGAGGCGGCCGGCUGGGCGUGCGCUCGCUCCCCGCAGCCGGGGCUGGGCCGGAGCCGGGCGAGGGCUGGGAGCCGGGCCGGGCCUGGGGACAGCGGGCGAGGGGCAGCUGCCGGAGCCGGGCAGCCAGGCGGCUCAGGGCAGGGGACAGCUGGCGCGGGGUCUGCGGUCUCCGGGGCCCCGAUGUGAGGCGGCGGCGCCCCCGGCCCGAGCGCGCACCAUGGGGGCCCCGCUCGCCGUAGCGCUGGGCGCCCUCCACUACCUGGCACUUUUCCUGCAACUCGGCGGCGCCACGCGGCCCGCCGGCCACGCGCCCUGGGACAACCAGGUCUCCGGCCACGCCCUGUUCACAGAGACACCCCAUGACAUGACAGCACGGACGGGCGAGGACGUGGAGAUGGCCUGCUCCUUCCGCGGCAGCGGCUCCCCCUCCUACUCGCUGGAGAUCCAGUGGUGGUAUGUACGGAGCCACCGGGACUGGACCGACAAGCAGGCGUGGGCCUCAAACCAGCUAAAAGCAUCUCAGCAGGAAGACGCAGGGAAGGAGGCAACCAAAAUAAGUGUGGUCAAGGUGGUGGGCAGCAACAUCUCCCACAAGCUGCGCCUGUCCCGGGUGAAGCCCACGGACGAAGGCACCUACGAGUGCCGCGUCAUCGACUUCAGCGACGGCAAGGCCCGGCACCACAAGGUCAAGGCCUACCUGCGGGUGCAGCCAGGGGAGAACUCCGUCUUGCACCUGCCCGAAGCCCCUCCCGCCGCGCCCGCCCCGCCGCCCCCCAAGCCAGGCAAGGAGCUGAGGAAGCGCUCGGUGGACCAGGAGGCCUGCAGCCUCUAG
Molecule: messenger RNA, 861 nt
Organism: Pongo pygmaeus (Bornean orangutan)
Lineage: Eukaryota; Metazoa; Chordata; Mammalia; Primates; Hominidae
Gene: VSTM2L
Product: V-set and transmembrane domain containing 2 like
Exons: 4
Coding region: 247-861 (204 amino acids)
Cellular component (GO): membrane
Source: RefSeq, a predicted model, not a curated record